Messenger RNA from Pelodiscus sinensis (Chinese soft-shelled turtle), 3226 nucleotides. Lineage: Eukaryota; Metazoa; Chordata; Testudines; Trionychidae. The record is from RefSeq and is a predicted model, not a curated record.
CGGGGAGAUGGCGUGAUUGGCUGGCCCGGCUUACUACAAUUCCCAUCGUGCCCUGCGGAACUGUGGCCCCCAUGGUGCCUUGUGGCACUAGCAUGGCUACUGUGUUUGUGCCGGGGAAGUGAAGCUGGUGGGGGAGGAGGGGCGGCUGCCUCUGCUGCCCCGGGUGCCCACCAUGGGGCUGAAGCCAUGGCAAAAGGCCCUGUUCCCACUGCGCUCGGUGGAGGAUGUGGUGCGGCUAUUCGAGGCAGAGCUGCAGCAGGAACAGCCUGACCUGGUGCUGCUGUCGCUGGUGCUAGGCUUUGUGGAACAUUUCCUGGCCGUAAACCGUGUCAUACCUACCAAUGUGCCAGGCAUCAGCUUUGAGCCACGCCCGGGCCCUGAACCCGACAGCCUUACCUAUUUCCCUGUGGCUGAGCUGUCCAUUGUGGCAGCGCUUUAUGCCCGCUUCACUGCCCAAAUCCGUGGCGCUGUCGACUUGUCCCUCUACCCCCGGCCUGAGGGCUUCUCCUCUCGCGAACUGGUCAAGAAGGUGUCGGAUGUUAUCUGGAACAGCCUUAGCCGCUCCUACUUCAAAGACCGGGCCCACAUCCAGUCCCUCUUCAGCUUCAUCACAGGCACUAAGCUGGACAGCUCAGGGGUGGCUUUUGCUGUGGUGGGGGCCUGCCAGGUGCUGGGGCUGCCUGAUGUGCACUUGGCGCUCUCGGAGGACCAUGCCUGGGUGGUGUUUGGCCGGGAUGGUGAGCAGACGGCCGAAGUGACCUGGCACGGCAAAGGCAACGAAGAUCGGCGUGGACAGACUGUGAAUGCUGGUGUGGCGGAGAGAAGCUGGCUGUACCUGAAGGGUUCGUACCUGCGCUGUGAUCGGCACAUGGAAGUGGCCUUCAUGGUGUGUGCCAUCAACCCUUCCAUUGACCUGCACACCGAUAGCUUGGAGUUGCUGCAGCUGCAGCAGCGCCUCCUGUGGGUUCUCUACGACAUGGGGCACCUGGAGAGGUACCCGAUGGCGCUGGGUAACUUGGCUGACUUGGAGGAGCUGGAGCCGACACCAGGCAGACCAGACCCCCUCUCCAUCUACCAUAAGGGCAUCAGCUCAGCCAGAAAGUACUACAACAAUGAGCACAUCUACCCUUACAUGUACCUGGCCGGCUACCACUGUCGCAACAAAAAUGUCAAGGAGGCGCUGGAGGCCUGGGCUGAUACAGCCACUGUCAUCCAGGACUAUAACUACUGCCGGGAGGAUGAGGAGAUCUAUAAAGAAUUCUUUGAUGUGGCCAACGAUGUGGUUCCCAACCUGCUCAAGGAGGUGGCCAACCUGGCAGAGCCACCUGAGGAAAAGGGUCCUGGGGAGAGAGGAGAGGGGUCCCCAGUGCAGGCUGGAGGUUCGGCCCUGCAGGACCCCGAGUGCUUUGCACACCUGCUGCGCUUCUAUGAUGGCAUCUGCAAGUGGGAAGAAGGCAGCCCCACACCUGUGCUGCAUGUGGGCUGGGCCACGUUCCUAGUGCAGUCCCUGGGGCGCUUUGAUGGACAGGUGCGCCAGAAGGUGACUAUUGUGGCACGAGAGGCGGAGGCCAAUGAGGAUGAUGAGCAGGGCAGCGAGGAUCCCCGUGAAGGGCGCCGGCGUGGACCCCGCCGCGAGUCCAAGCCUGAGGAGCCCCCCCUGCCCAAAAAGGCCCCUGAGCGGCGGCGCCCCAGCCCAGGCCAGCGACCAGACAAGCCCCCUGCAGGAGAGAAGGAGGAGGGGGGAGCCCCAGCCCCAGGGGCACCCCCUGCACCCCCACCUGAGGGCCCUGUCCUCACUUUUCAGAGUGAAAAGAUGAAGGGUAUGAAGGAGCUGCUUGUGGCUGCCAAGAUCAACUCGAGCGCUAUCAAGCUGCAGCUCACGGCCCAGUCCCAGGUGCAGAUGAAGAAGCAGAAGGUGUCAGCUCCAAGAGACUAUACCCUGGCCUUCCUCAAACGCCCCCGCAAGUCCCUCUGAGUCUCACAGGGGCACUGAGCCACAGAGCUGUCCCCUGCCAGUUUCUGAAGGGCUGCACCUCAGGUGGGGGAGGAAUUGUUGCCUUUACUUGAGAGACGGGGGUAGUGCUUCCCCAUCCUCAAGUGCAGGCCUCACCCCUGUUGGAGGGGAGAGGGGGCUCUGUGGGGUGGAUGCUGAGAUGGGGGAGCAGCUCUAAUAUUCCCCCCCUUUUGUAUUCCAGAGACAGGAGCUGUUGUGGCCUCAGCUCCCCCCUCCCCCCCCCCGAGCUGUGGAGUUCAGAGGUGAUGAGUUCUGUGCAUUCUCCACGUCUCUGAGGGACCUGUAGGAGUUAGGUGGAGGAGCCCUUUGAGCCAGUUUAUGGGGGUUCCCUCUACCCUGCACCUCUUCUGCUGGCGGGAUACAGUAUCACCUGGGUGCAGUAUCACCAAAAUACCCACCCCGAGACAGCCUGUGUCCUGCCCGUGGGCCAGAUGGGAGCCCAUGCCUCCCUGGAGGACAAGGAAGUUGUAUCCCUUUUUGUGUCCUGAGCCAGUGCUGGGUGUGGGUGGGAAGAAGGGUUAGCAGCUGACUUUGAUUUUUCCCAAAGUUGGCUGCUGCAUCCUUGUUAAGCAGGGACAGGGUCCUGAGCUUCAAAGGCAUCUUCCAGCCCUACCCAAAGCCCUGGGUAGUUGCAACUGUUUGGGGUGGUGGGGGGUUUUGUACUUCCUCCCCCUGGAGUUUAUCAUGUGAACUUCUGCCAGUUGUGUUCUGUCCCCCUGUUCUCCUGGUCACGCUUCCUCUCCCUUCCGUGCAAUCAUGUUCUCAACAACAGCCUUUAUGCUGAGAGCGCUAGACCUGCAGAAAGGGCAGGGUCGGAUAGCAGGGGGAAUGUUAGCACACCACAGCCAUGGCGGAAUAACAGAGAAAGCCAAUGGGAAUACUGGACAAUUGUAAAUCCUGCUAAACAAGCCCCAGCAGAGCCAUGGCAAACGCAUCUGGAAGGGGGGGGGAGCGCUACCUCUAAGGCACAGCUUAGGCAGAGAGCUAUAGAGGUUGUGCAGACUGGCAGCCGAAGACCCCACUGUCUCAGGAGUUGCACUGAAGUGCCAUGGGGGUCAGAGCAGGGUUGGGCGCCAUUAGAAGGAGCGGGGAGGAUGGAGCUGGGCUGGGACAGCUUUGGCAGCACUGAGAUAAACAGCUCUGGGGGGGUCAUGUCUACUACAUGUGUAUUUUUAGUUGCAUGAAGGGUUAAUAAAAAUGGUUUUAAAAUAA